UUCGCGAGAAGAUGUUUCCGCUCGAAGAUCUACCAAUUUAUCAGAAAUCUACCAGUUUCAAUUUUUCUGGGAAAAUAUCGAUCGCGGCAGGACAAAUGAUAGGCGACGAUUCGAAGGAGCUUUUGUCAAGUUCCGAGCGGUGGUGGACGAAGCGUGUGAUUUUUCUCGCGCUGGGAUGGCGUAAGAAACGAUUCACCGUGACCGAUGAAAGAUUGCUCGACGAUCGAUCGAAAUGGCGAUGAUCGGUCAAUUGCGAUCGAUGAUGGACAACCUGAGCGACGUUUACUAUCUCGUGCAGCUGAUCGUUCGUCCUGUAUUCGUCUACUUACGGGAUCUGAUUCUGCACAAAUUCGUCUGGCUGGUCGCGACGAACGACGAGGUCGACUACUCGGACUCGAAGCAACGGGGAAUCGCCACCAGGAACAUCACCGGCGACGUCUUAGCCUUCUCCGUUCUCUGCACCGUUCUCUUUCUCAUCGCCAUGCUCACGUCCAAGUGCGAGAAGGACGAAGAACGACCUUACGUCUCCGCAGCCAUCGAAACAGUAUCCUCGGACGUCCAAGAAGGCACCCAUCCCUAUUACGUUCCCAGCGCAGCUUCCAGCUCGACGAACUGCUUCUACGCCUGCGGCGACCUGAUCCGCGUCCCUGAACGUAUCCCAACGAGGAGUCCCUCCGACGACAGCUUAUCCAGGGUUCGCGUCGUACACCGCAAGCGUAGCAAAGGCAUCCUGAAGAAGUCCAUCUUCAGUCUAAGCUGCGCUUGGCCGCAAAAUUCGCAGAGCACCCAAACCGAGAAGACGUUUCACAAAACCAGCCAAACUUGGCUGAUCAGGCGAACCAGGAGCGGCCAUAUCUACGGGAAGUACCGCGUUUAGCCAGCGCAGUGAUGGGCGAAAAUCUGAAGUUUGCCGAUAUGUUUGUCUCCUUUCAUCUUUUCUACAUUUUCCAUAGAAAGAAACGAGAC
Hylaeus anthracinus is the source of this 966-nucleotide messenger RNA. RefSeq lists its product as uncharacterized. The transcript has 3 exons. NCBI's taxonomy places the organism in Eukaryota, Metazoa, Arthropoda, Insecta, Hymenoptera, Colletidae. The record is from RefSeq and is a predicted model, not a curated record. The coding region runs from base 233 to 877 and encodes 214 amino acids.